AUGGCUCCGAGGGCAGCGAAGGGCGGCGAGGCAGAGAGGGAGCUUAAGGAGGCGCGGUUCCGGGGCGUGAGGAAGCGGCCGUGGGGGCGGUACGCGGCGGAGAUCCGCGACCCAGUAAAGAAGACCCGCGUUUGGCUCGGCACCUUCGCCAGCGCUGAGGAGGCGGCACGCGCCUACGACGCCGCUGCCCUCCGGUUCCGCGGCCUCAGUGCCAAGACCAACUUCCCCUGCCCCGGUCCUCCCCACGCCCUCGCCAACCCCUUCAGCCCCACCAGCAGCAGCGGCACCGUCGAGUCGUCCACCCCUUCCUCGAAGGCCACCGCAGCCGCAGCAGUCCUCACACCGCUCGAUCUCGAGCUGGGCCACGCGUCCGCCCGCUCCUCCCUGCCGCGCAGCCCGGUGGCCAUGGAUCGGGCAGUGGCCUCCACCGGGUUCAUGGGCGUCGGGAUGGGGGGUUGUUCCUUCGCCAUGGAUUACUCUCUCUCGCCGGCGGCGCCGCCGACGAGGCUUCCCUUCGACGUCGACCUCAACCUUCCGCCUCCGCCCGAGGUCGCCUGA
Musa acuminata AAA Group (dessert banana) is the source of this 558-nucleotide messenger RNA. Its product is annotated as ethylene-responsive transcription factor 11. Gene Ontology annotation, biological process: regulation of DNA-templated transcription. Bases 1 to 558 code for a protein of 185 amino acids. The record is from RefSeq and is a predicted model, not a curated record. NCBI's taxonomy places the organism in Eukaryota, Viridiplantae, Streptophyta, Magnoliopsida, Zingiberales, Musaceae. The transcript has a single exon. Gene Ontology annotation, molecular function: DNA binding; DNA-binding transcription factor activity.